AUGUGCUGGCACAGGUGGAUUCCAGUCAUCCCCAAAGGGUGCAAGGUCUCAAAUCCUCAUGUGGUGAUGCACAAGGAAAUGAUCUACUGCAACACUGUGAUUGACACGGCUAUCAAACUAUCCCAGCCGGAUUGCGAUCUCAACGAUGUCGAGAAAGAAGGGCAAUGGCGCACCCGCAGCCGUGUCAAAUUCGAUGUUUGCCCCGAUGGAAACUCUAAGAUCUUUGACUCGUUCAACCGCAGUAUCGAGGUCAAGCCUCUCCAGGUGGUCAAUAUCCGCUGUCCGUGCUGUACGGGUGAAAUGUCGACGGUCGAUGCAUUGCUGACCGAUUCCAAUUUCCAAUCCUCCUAUGCUGUCCUCCCGAAUGGUCGACAGCUUCGCAUCCCCAACGUCACAGAGGGACUUGAUGACUACCUAUGCCAACCUCUAGAUCAGCCACUCCCCAAGCUCAGAAUCAGCAAGACAAAGAUACAUGAGGUCGAGGAUAGUCUCUUCGACACCGACUCAAUUCAAGACGAGCACAACAGUGAAACAUGCCUACAGUGUCGAAGGAUCAAAUCACAAUCCGGCAAUCCCAAGGUCUGGCAAAUGACUCCGAAGGGAGUAGUUUCCGGCAUGAUGACUCCCGUCUACCGCGGAACCGAUGGGGAGAAUGAGGCGGAUUACUGGGGCGAGGAGGACGAGUAUGAGAUUGCCGACCUCGGAUGUGUCGGGCUGAGGUUUCCAGUUACCAAGACUGCAACUCCUCCGUAUGUGAAUCCUGUUCAUGGACUAAUCCAGAAACUAGAUGAUGAGUGGUCAGACAUCCACCAGGGGGCCUAA
Penicillium waksmanii is the source of this 822-nucleotide messenger RNA. RefSeq lists its product as uncharacterized. Bases 1 to 822 code for a protein of 273 amino acids. The record is from RefSeq and is a predicted model, not a curated record. NCBI's taxonomy places the organism in Eukaryota, Fungi, Ascomycota, Eurotiomycetes, Eurotiales, Aspergillaceae. The transcript has 3 exons.